GUGGCCCUCAUCUUUCCGGGACGGCCCAGACACCCCACCCCGUCCCAUGAACCUCCAGGGGCUGAGUUAAGGCUGCUCUGGGACGGGGGCCUCUACCCAGCUGUCCCCUCUGCGUCAUGUGCAGGAGGCCAGGCAGCUCGCCUUACAGGGCCCGGUCCUCCUCUAUAUAUAGCCCCGUGAAGACAGCUGCGCAGACAGCAACCCAACAGCAAAGCAGAAGAGGACCGAGAGGAGGCCCCUGGCACCGUCGCUGCACCCUAGGCCACCCGCCAUGCCGCUGGGCUUGGAGCAGGCAGAGGAGCAGCGCCUGUACCAGCAGACGCUCCUGCAGGACGGGCUCAAGGACAUGCUGGACCACGGCAAGUUCCUCGACUGUGUGGUGCGGGUAGGUGAGCGCGAGUUCCCGUGCCACCGCCUGGUGCUGGCCGCCUGCAGCCCCUACUUCCGGGCGCGCUUCCUGGCCGAGCCAGAGCGCGCAGGCGAGCUGCGCCUGGAGGAGGUGUCCCCGGACGUGGUGGCCCAGGUGCUGCACUACCUGUACACGUCGGAGAUCGCGCUGGACGAGGCGAGCGUGCAGGAUCUGUUCGCCGCGGCGCACCGCUUCCAGAUCCCGUCUAUCUUCACCAUCUGCGUGUCCUUCCUGCAGAAGCGCCUGUGUCUCUCCAACUGCCUGGCUGUCUUCCGCCUCGGCCUCCUGCUCGACUGCGCGCGCCUAGCGGUGGCCGCCCGUGACUUCAUCUGCGCGCGCUUCUCGCUCGUGGCGCGCGACGCAGACUUCCUCGGGCUCUCGGCCGACGAGCUCAUCGCCAUCAUCUCCAGCGACGGUCUCAACGUGGAGAAGGAAGAGGCCGUGUUCGAGGCGGUGAUGCGGUGGGCGAGCAGCGGCGACGCGGAGGCGCAGGCCGAGCGCCAGCGCGCACUGCCCACCGUCUUCGAGAGCGUGCGCUUCCGUCUGUUGCCGCGUGCCUUCCUGGAGAGCCGCGUGGAGCGCCACCCUCUCGUGCGCGCCCAGCCCGAGCUGCUGCGCAAGGUGCAGAUGGUGAAGGACGCACACGAGGGCCGCCUCACCGUGCUGCGCAAGAAGAAGAAGGGAAAGGAGGCAGCCGGGGCCAAGGCGGCUGACAAGGGUACAGCUGAUGCCAAGGCAGAGGAGGACGAGGAGGAGGCCGAGCGUGUGCUACCAGGGAUCCUCAAUGACACUCUGCGCUUUGGCAUGUUCCUGCAGGACCUCAUCUUCAUGAUCAGUGAGGAGGGGGCCGUGGCCUAUGAUCCGGCAGCCAAUGAGUGCUACUGUGCUUCCCUCUCCACACAGAUCCCUAAGAACCACGUCAGCCUGGUGACUAAGGAAAACCAGGUCUUCGUGGCAGGGGGCCUCUUCUACAACGAGGACAACAAAGAGGACCCCAUGAGUGCUUACUUCUUGCAGUUUGACCACCUGGACUCGGAGUGGCUGGGGAUGCCACCGCUGCCCUCGCCGCGCUGCCUCUUCGGCCUGGGCGAGGCUCUCAACGCCAUCUACGUGGUCGGCGGCCGAGAGCUCAAGGACGGCGAGAGCAGCCUAGACUCGGUCCUCUGCUACGACCGGCAGUCGUUCAAAUGGGGCGAAUCUGACCCGCUGCCUUAUGCCGUGUAUGGCCACGCGGUCCUCUCCCAUAUGGAUCUUGUCUACGUCAUUGGAGGCAAAGGCAGCGACAGGAAGUGCCUGAAUAAGAUGUGCGUUUAUGACCCUAAGAAGUUCGAGUGGAAGGAGCUGGCACCCAUGCAGACUGCCCGCUCUCUCUUUGGGGCCACCAUCCAUGACGGUCGCAUUUUUGUUGCUGCUGGGGUCACAGACACAGGGUUGACCAGUUCAGCCGAAGUGUACAGCAUCGCAGACAACAAGUGGGCACCCUUUGAGGCCUUCCCCCAGGAGCGCAGCUCGCUCAGCCUGGUCAGCCUGGCGGGCACCCUCUAUGCCAUCGGCGGCUUUGCCACACUGGAGACUGAGUCUGGGGAGCUGGUUCCCACGGAGCUCAAUGACAUCUGGAGAUAUAAUGAGGAUGAGAAGAAGUGGGAGGGCGUCCUGCGGGAGAUUGCCUACGCCGCUGGUGCCACCUUCCUACCUGUGCGGCUCAACGUGCUGCGUCUGACCAAGAUGUGACCAGCCCUGGGAGCAUGAACUAAGCACCUCUCCCAUCCUGCAGCCCACACAGGCCUGGGCUUCUGGGGGCUCCAGGGAGGAGGCUGGGUGAGGCCAGAGCCCACCUGGAUCCUGUCUGGUACCCAAGGGGCUGUUUCAGCCAGGAAAAGAAAACAACUGCCCAGUCCUAGCCUUUUGGGUAGAGAUGAGAAACUUUAGGCCUCUCUGGUGUCUCCAGAUCCCCUGGUCUUCUUGGUUCACGAGCCAGAACCACAGUAAGGUGUCCCAGGCCAUGUUCUGGUCCAGCCCCAGCCUGGCUGUGUGUGCCAGUAAAGUUCCCACAGGACUCAGUAUCCUCACCUGUCGGAUGGGGAGUGUCCCCAUCAAGAACACCCUGCAGCAUGGAUCAGUCUCCUUCUGUAAGAAGAAUAAAAUGCCUUCAGAGCAAGUGGCUCUGGGUCUGGAA
Equus caballus (horse) is the source of this 2585-nucleotide messenger RNA. It is a transcript of the gene KLHL40, whose product is annotated as kelch like family member 40. Gene Ontology annotation, molecular function: protein binding. The record is from RefSeq and is a predicted model, not a curated record. NCBI's taxonomy places the organism in Eukaryota, Metazoa, Chordata, Mammalia, Perissodactyla, Equidae.